CCACCACCCCCGCAGCAGCCGCCCCCGCCGCCUCCCCCCUCGCACAGCCCACCGACGCCGGCUCCCGCCCCUGCGUCUGUGCCAGCGUCUGCCGUUGACGGUACCUCCGUCGCAGACAGGCGCGGCGACAUCCAGCACGCGGCCGUGGGCAGCAGCAAGUCCCGGCGGCGGCGCACCGCCUUCACCAGCGACCAGCUGCUGGAGCUGGAGCGAGAGUUCCACGCCAAGAAGUACCUCAGCCUCACCGAGCGCUCCCAGAUCGCCGCCGCCCUCAACCUGUCAGAGGUGCAGGUGAAGAUCUGGUUCCAAAACAGGCGGGCCAAGUGGAAGCGCGUGAAGGCGGGCCUGACGUCUGGUGCCGGAUCACGCACCACCGGAGCGGGUCCAGCACCCAAGAUCGUGGUGCCCAUCCCGGUCCACGUGAACCGGUUUGCUGUGCGCAGCCAGCACCAGCAGCUGGAGAAGUGUGCUGGGCUGCGCGCCCCACACCAUCGACCGAGACCCGCCACACCACCUCCAGGGCUGGCCGCCAUCUGAACGACAGUGGCCAGCCUUGUCCACAUGCACCGGUUCGCCGAAAUUCGCCAGGACCAACAGCUGCUCAUCUGGGCCGGCCAGUGCACACUGUUUGAUCUGCAGUGCUCCACUCCGCCACCUACAGACUUCGCCUUCAUUUGAGGGCCACACCACUGUCGCUGGUAUUCUGGCAUGCGGAAGGGUGCCAGAAGCAACUGUUUCACACCACCACAUAUGCAGCACCUCACUACGGCAUCUGAAGCACUCACAAUUACCUGGGAGUCACACUACUGUAAUGACCAUUCUGUUCCCUGUGUCUCUUAUUGUAGCGAGCUACCAGUACCUUCAGCAGGACUGCACACAUUACUGCGCCAACCACAACCUCAGUUCCACCAGCACUGUGGUUCCUAUCGUAGUGUACAUGAACCAAAUUGUGGAGUGCGACCAGAACUCGGAUUAGCACAACAAACUGUGUGAGCCAUUCUACAGCACAUCUGACUGCAAAGCCCACAGUUUGCAGCUGAGGCUCUACUGUUGACCUAUCACCUGCAGUUACACAAAACGGAAAGUGCUAUCAGUCCUGUCACGAAGGUAGAGCAGCCCAGCACUAGUCGUCAUGUGUAGACUGUUCACCAGAAAGAUGACUGCUAUUCCCACUUCGUUCAUCGUAGGGAAUGUGCAUGUGUAUUCAUCGCUUAGUGUCCUGCUAAAGUGAGAGUCUCUGUAAUGUAUCUGAAAUACAGAAAACGUAUACACAAGAAGUUUAUUCCAAUGAUUCACUAUAUUAUUCUGGACCUCGAGUAAUCAUCAAGGAAACUUUGACAGUGUGGAAAUGAUGCAUCCAAUAUACUUUAAAACUACUCACAAAACACAGUAUCUAGUUCACAAAGACUCUAUUAUGCGUACUGUCCUAUUGAGAAAGCGCAUUCCGAAGGCCAAUAUAGUGAAUUGGAAUCAAACACAAAGUCACACCACAUUAUUGACCUAAAUCAGGACUAUGUUCAGUACGCUAUGCUACACCAUUCUGCUAUUGUGACCACAGGAAGAUAUUCUGUACCUUCAGUUACGGAACUUCUUAUAAUCUCCUACCUCAGUUCCAGAAUUUAAGUAUAGUGUUUGUAAGCGUUCCACAGUUCCUCACGAGUAACAGUGAAUCCAGUGAUUGAAAAUGUAUCAAACAUCUGAAUUCCUUCAGGCCAAAGAAUUUUCUUUUUAUCGCACAUGACUGAUUUACUUUCAGAGAAAUACUAAUGUUUAUUAACCUUAUAGGUAUGAAGGUAUUGUUUAGGGCAACCUGUACAUUUGUUGCCUUAAAGUGGACUGGGAAGUAUCCUAUUAAAUGCUGAUAUGUGGUUUCAUUUUCAGAGGCACGUAAAUAAUGAAAUAAUGCGUUCCUUUUGUCUUCAUGAAGAUUGUAGGAAAAACUUAGCUGGCAUGUAUCACUGUACGUACCUCACAUCUCAGUAAAGAGUUGAUAUGGAAAUAAUUGGAAAGAAGGAGAGAGUGAAAAAGUCCUAUCAAAAUCUUGUUUUCUACGACAGCGAGAAUCCCCAUAGUAGCUAUCAAAGCUGCGGUAUCUGAGGUCGAUUUUCCGUAUUCCGAAAUCCAUCACUGUAUUCUGAUGCAGCUCAUCAACAUUACAAAGUUCAGUGCCGAAGCCUACGCAGAACUACACAACAGUUGGCAGAUGUCACGCACAUCGCCGUUAGAAAUUGCGAUUAAUUCCAUUCCUAUUCUCUCCGUUGAGAGAUACCUUACGAAAGCUUUAAUGGUAGUGUCCUAGUCGAUUUUAAAAAGGAUGGGAGAAGAUAUCAGCCAUGUUACUGAUGAAGAAACGAAAAUUUUUUCUUGAAAGACGAACCUCAAAAUGUACUGUUAUCUGAACGAAUUUCCUCUGGGUGUGUCUUACAAUGAGCAGCAUACUUCUGCCACUACUGCUCAUUGUUCAUUUCCUUACUACAGAGGCCACCAGUAACAAGGCAAAACAAUCGCACAAGAGCUUUUAUUUCCCUUUCUUUCCUUAGCUACAAUACUACAGCAACUGGUAAUGAAAUGCUUGCUCGUUUUCAAGCAAAUUGCAGAAAAGAGGCGAUGAGAAAGGAAGAUAUUGGCCACCUGCUUUUGUGUUAUACCUGUCACUUCAGCGUUCGCCUGCAGUGUUUUAGGAAAACACGCGGCUACAUGAAUGACACUGACUACUGCCAAUUACAACCUCUGUGCCACCUCACUUUGUAAAAUGGUUUACAACAGGCGCGAAGCGAAAUUAAUGUCACAUAUAUGAAUAUUUGGCAGUUUAUUCACUGAUAAUCCUUGUACUACUGUCCAGAUACGCUUCAUUCUUGACAACAGAAGUUCACGACCAGGCACUCUGUCUCAAAGAUAGUUUCACGUGCCAGUACAAACUCACAAAACCUCAUAUAGCUCUAUGGCUCAUCAGGUUCUGGAAAAGUCACAUUCACUUGUUCUUGUUGUAAUAGUAUGUAAAAUCUGGAACGUGAAGAUCAACAGUUCCAAUCCUAACACACUUCAGUUACCUUUGUAUUAUUGGAUUUCGAUUUUGAGCCACUUUAUAAGGUAAAGAACACAUUCCAACGUGUACGCUUAUCCUGUUACCACAGUAAACCCACUCUGUAACACUCGUCACCAAUGAUAUGUGUGGUGCCUCGCCUAUUAUUGAAUUUUUAUUCGUAGAUGAAGUAAGAGAAGCUACAGUAAAUUUGUUCACAAUAUUGGUCAAGACUGCCUACCGAACCACUUUCACAGAACGAUCAUUAUCAAUAAUUAACCGUGACUUAAUCAUACCACAACAUAAAGAUGAGUUUCUUUUUGAAAGACGGGAAGCCAGCAAGCAUUUCAACAAGAAUUCGGCGUUCAACCACAAUACUUCCUUUCAAAACUGACUUCCAGGACAAUAACUAAUUAUGAAAUGGACUUCAUAUCAACUUAAGUGAGACUACGAGUGUUCAAUAGUGACGAUGGAAAAAGAAAGCGGACUCUAGUUCUCAUAAACAAAUGUGCAGUCACGGACUGACUAGUCUGUUCAAUGAGUAACUAAUCUAAUAAAUGUAAUAUGUGUAAAAUAUUCUUGAUUAAAUUCAUUUUGUGCAAUAAGAGUCAAUAUGCCGACUCUCAUUGAUAAGUAUUUCAGCUGUUUUCAGUGUUUUCCAUUAUAACUUUGCAAUGCGAAAAACGAGAGAUGCAUGUAAUUUGAUCGAAUAUUAAGAUUAUGUUCGAUCUAGACCUUUUCAUAUGCUCUUUUUUGUUUUACGGCUGGUCGCUUAUUUACUGUGUGUGCCAUAUGGUAUAACGAUGUGAGAUUAUUCAGUCCUAGGGAAAUUGUUCUUAUGUACUAAAGAGUAAAAUGAUUGUCUGUAGGCUA
Molecule: messenger RNA, 3895 nt
Organism: Schistocerca piceifrons (Central American locust)
Lineage: Eukaryota; Metazoa; Arthropoda; Insecta; Orthoptera; Acrididae
Product: homeobox protein unplugged-like
Exons: 3
Biological process (GO): regulation of nervous system development; regulation of transcription by RNA polymerase II
Cellular component (GO): nucleus
Molecular function (GO): DNA-binding transcription factor activity, RNA polymerase II-specific; RNA polymerase II transcription regulatory region sequence-specific DNA binding
Source: RefSeq, a predicted model, not a curated record